Lates calcarifer (barramundi perch) is the source of this 3347-nucleotide messenger RNA. RefSeq names its product armadillo repeat-containing protein 1. The coding region runs from base 448 to 1275 and encodes 275 amino acids. The transcript is spliced from 7 exons. The record is from RefSeq and is a predicted model, not a curated record. Gene Ontology annotation, molecular function: protein binding; metal ion binding. Lineage: Eukaryota; Metazoa; Chordata; Actinopteri; Centropomidae.
CUCAUUCAUUUGUUGUGUUUUUUAAUCUUCCAGUAAAAGCUAAAGUCAGUUGUUUGUGUUUGUUGUUGUCAGGUGUUUGCUGCCCUCUGCUGGACAACGCUGAGACUACAACACUCCUCAUGUCAUUGUUCAGUUAUUACAGACUAGAGGUUAAUAAUUGUCUUUAUAAUGUUACAGUAAACACAUCCAGCUCAGAACAAUAUGAGAGAAAUGGUCUGGUGUGGUCUGUAUCACAUGUUCACAUCUAACUACAUCUUAUUUUCAGUGUCUGCAGCUUCUUCCUGUUCUGCUCAUUCACGCUCUCAUCUCAUUCAUCCCUUCACUCAGAGCUCAGAGACUCUAAUGGACACGCUCAGACCUGGAUCACCAGACCCAGACUUCACGGAGUCCUCUGAGAACCAGCCUCAGGACCCAGCUGGUUCUUGCAUGGGUGAGUGAACGUCAGCCAUGAGCGCGGAGCCGGACGCCCUGGCCGUGGUCAACCAGCUGAGGGACCUGGCCGCCGACCCCAUGAACCGCCGGGCCAUCGUCCAGGACCAGGGCUGCCUGCCGGGACUCAUCCUGUUCCUGGACCACCCCAACCCUCAGGUCGUCUACUCCGCCCUCCUGGCGAUCCGUUACCUGGCAGAAUGUCGAGCCAACAGGGAGAAGCUGAAGGGGGAGCUGGGGAUGAUGCUGAGCCUCCAGAACGUCGUGCAGAAGUCGACCACUCCUGGAGAGACGAAGCUCCUGGCCUCAGAAAUCUACGAGCUCCUGCAGGCUUCUGGCGAUGCAGACUCCGAGCCGGCCGAGGAGGCCGUCAGCAGCCGCCGCAAAGCACAGUUCUUCCUGGGUUCCAGCAACAAGAGAGCCAAGACGGUCAUCCUCCACAUCGACGGCCUGGACGACUCGAGUCGGAGGAGUCUGUGUGAGGAGGCCCUGCUGAAGAUCAGAGGAGUGAUCAGCUUCACCUUCCAGAUGGCCGUGAAGAGAUGCAUUGUCCGGAUCCGAUCAGACCUGAAAGCAGAGGCUCUGGCGUCGGCCAUCGCCUCCACUCAGGUGAUGAAGGCUCAGCAGGUGGUGAAAGGAGAAAACGGAGACGAGGUUCUGAUCCCGUUUGCUGAGGGCGGUUCGGUGGAGGUGGAGCAGAACGUGGACCUGCCGGACUACCUACCAGAAGACGAGAGUCCGUCUCAGGAGCCUGACAAGGCGGUGAGCCGGGUGGGUUCUGGUCAGGAUGGGAGCAGCUGGCUCGGCGCCGCCGCCAACUUCCUGUCCCGCUCCUUCUACUGGUGACCCCAUGGGGCCGCCUCCCCCUCCUCCUCCUCCCCCCUCUGUUAAACCUCCCGCCUCCUCAGAACCAAAUCCUACCAGCUGCCAAAUCUCAGCGCUGUCAGUGUCAGCCGGAGACAAAACUGAAACACGACUCCAACAGUGAGUUCAAACACAGACCCCAGAUCUGUCAACACCGCCGUGAACACCGCUGUCACAGUCGACAGGAACUGUGGCUUUACAGUUCUCUCUGGAAACGGGUCCAUAUAUUACAAACCAAAUUGUCUUAACAGACAGGAAGUGUCCUAACGGACACCACCGAGUUAGAAUGAAGAGGCCUGGCCGGGACGCCGCUCUCCUCCUUUGACCUUUUUCUUAUUUAUUAUUUAACAGACUGAGUGACUUUUCUUCUGCAGUGUGACGUGUUUGAAAGGUCGAGUUCAGUCAGCGGUGCCUUCAGUCUCUCUGACCCACGACCUGAGGCUGCAGCUACCUGCUCUCUGUUACUGUUCUCAUGCUGCGUUCCUUUUAGACGGAGGUCAGAGGUCAGAGCUGGGAGUGAUGUCACCUCCGAGUCAACCUCAUUCUAGUUGAUAAGUCAGGAAAACAUGGACGCUCACAGGAAGUCUUUGUUCCUCUUCAAAACAACGUUAGCAGAGUGUUCACUGCUGAGGAUGUGAGGAGCAGCCAUUUUGGAUUCUGAUGUCGGUUGCUCCGACUUUCUGAGCUGGAAAUCCAACUUCGGUCUGGGAAGUGAGAAAUUCAGACUUCUAACUAGAACGCAGCAUCGGUGUCACACAUGAUGACAAACACCCAACAGACUGAAGGAGAGGACAAACAAUGGUUAAUACAGAAUCAGAGGAAACAGAAAAUCCUAAAAACCAGUUUCAGCGUCGGCCCACUGAUGUAACAACAGUGAUCCAACUGUUGGAGACAUGAAACUCUCAAACUGUUCCCAGGUUCUCAGGGUUUUUCUGUCCAAACUCAGACCACAUGUUUCUGAGUGUGUUUCUCCACCCAGCAGCUGCAACACCAAACACAUCACACACACACAUUUACACUGGAACUGAGUGUGUGUUCCUCACCCUGCUGUCAGGUGGUAAAACUCAUUCUUUUUGUUGCACAGCGUCAGGUGACCUCCUCCUACCUGAGCAGGUAAAUCCCACUGCCAGCUGUGGGUGUUUGUCGUCAUGUGUGACAGCAGUGGUUAGCUGCAGCCUCUUGUCAUGUUUCUGUGUUAACGUGUGUUGGAGGGUUAAAGGGCCGUGACCUGCAGAGAGGUCAGAGACUCGGAGGCCGUGGGUUCGAUUCCUCCUCACUGUGAGAGGGAGACGUUGUGUCCUCGGGUCAGUGACGGAACGGUGCUUUACUUCCUCUGAGAGGUUUCUGGACCCGUCACCAUGUUUACAGCGACACACCCGUACGAAUGCCUUUGAACUGAACUUUAGAUUGAACACUUCCUGUGGGUCAGAUGCUGAACUCUGCCUCACAUCCAACCACAUGGUGUUUGAUGGAGCGACGUUACCUGAGCUUUAUUUUCUCUUCCUUUUGUGGUGGCGUCUGACAGACAGAGGGUUGAUGGGAACCGGUUUCUGACCACAGAUGAAUCUGGGUUGAUGUUUUUAUUUAGAGUAGAAAUCUGUUAAACACUGGACCAUGAGCUUUUUAAAGUUUAACCACACGAUCACAAACUGAGUCUGAACAAACACUGAGCGUCAGCAGCAGACAGACAGUAUUACACUCCACACAGGUGUUUUAUUAAACUGAAUUUAUUUCAUUCCCUCUGAGCUCAGACACAUUCCCUUCACUCUGUGUUCCCAACAGAGAGAGAAAGUUACUGAUGUUUUCUUUAAUCAGGAGGAAGUGAAAUCACCUUUAAUGACCUUGUACAGAUUUCUACUGUCCUGAUGUGUUUCUGUGAGUUUGUGUGUUCAUGUACCUGCCAGGUGUGCUUGUAGCUCCGCCUACACCGCUCGCUGUCCAAUCACAUUCAGAGUAGUUGUCAUAUGUUAGCAUGAUGCUCGAGUCUAAAGCAAACUGACCUGAACAUAAACAACAUGAUGAAUAAAAGAAGACAGACGUGUGUUCAAACAUCA